This is a messenger RNA of Cyanistes caeruleus (blue tit), 6116 nucleotides long. NCBI's taxonomy places the organism in Eukaryota, Metazoa, Chordata, Aves, Passeriformes, Paridae. The record is from RefSeq and is a predicted model, not a curated record.
GUACAAACCAAGUACACCUCCUACCAGGAAAUAUUCCAUACAACGCAGCUACACGGAGUGGGAGGUUUGACCACACACCCAUCCACAGCCAUACACGCUAUAGUGGUUAAUAAGCUGCCCGGUCCUGAACGCACCCGCCUGGAGCCAUGGCACGGCUCUGCCCUGCUGCUCCUGCCCUGCUGCUCUGCUCCCUUGCUGUGCUGCUCCAAACCUCUCUGCCGCUGGAUCAUGUGCCCAUGCUGCUUUGGUCAACUCAGAGAUCACAGUGGAAUCCAGACACUGCUGUGCAUGAAGGACAAGUUGUCUCAGCACAGGAGCUGAUGGUACUCUUGCAACCUCUUCUUACCCAGAACUCCAGAAACCUCGUCUUGUUCCUGCAAGAUAGGCUUAGCACAGAUGAUUUCACAUACUUCAGUGAAUCCUAUGGCAACAAGAAUCCAUUUCAAAAUGUUCAGGCAAGCAUUUAUCUCUUUUAUUUCUUUAUGUCAUCAGAUGUUUGUGUUAACCUAAGCAUUCCAUUUAUCACCAGUCCAGGUGGCUACAGCCUGGCUUUGCUCCAGGAAUUCUUAAUUUUUCCAAAUGUACUUCUAGCUACUGCAUCAGGAGUCCACUCCUGCUUUCAGUGCUCUGCUGACUUCCUUUCUCAUCUCCUUGGUACUUUUACAGACCUGCAGCUCCCACUUGUCACCCCAGACUGUUCUGGCCAGCCUGGACUGUCAAGGGCCAGCACCGCAAGAAAUGUGUCCCAGAGCAGCACAAUCAUUGAGCAGGCACAUGCCUCCCAUCCGCAGCACUGGUGGACGCAGAGCAUGAGCACUAAGCUGAAUCAAGUAUCAACUACAUCAGACCACAAGGACAUCCUUAAAGCUCAAGACCUUUCUGUAAUCAUCAAAGCAUAUGUGCUUGUGACGUCCUUAACACCUCUGCGGGCAUUCAUUCAUUCAACCACCACGGUCUGGCAUCCGCCCAAGAAGAAGCAUUUUACCAUAAAGCUGAAAAGGUUUUUUGAGAUAUUCUUCAGGAACAGUUCUCCCCAACAAGCCUUUAACAACAUGAAGGAGGCUAUAAACAAACUUCUACUUAUAACUGAGGUCUUCAGCAAAUCAUCUUCUUCAGGACCAAAUUCUUUCAAUCAAUGCAGCCAGUGUUUUCAAAUGCUAACCUUUGACAUUGGAUUCAGCAUGUCCAUACACCCAGUAGUUCUUAAGGUGCAUGAAAACUUUGACUUUCAAGUUGAAAAUGAAUCAACUAUUCAGGACCAAAUUUCCAAAGAACUUCUUUUUGAAGAUACAUUUAAAUUUCUCUUAUCUAAUGAAUCUUCAACAUCCAGUUUCAUAGAAGCUUUGCAAAAAAUAUAUGGAUCAUCUGUGAGCAAGGAUGGAACAUACAACAGAGAAGAUGAGCAAUGUUUCUCUUUGGAACAGAUACAUUCAAUGAUUACUUUCAUAAAGGAGCUGAAGAGUCUUGGACAGUUUGAGCUGCUUUUCCCUUCUUCUGCACCCAAGAUCCAAAUGUUGCUGCAUGACCUAUAUCGAAUGGUGGACCCAAUGAGACGGCUUAAUUCAGUCCUGACUGUGCAUUGGUUGCUUUCCAGUGUCCUUCAGCAUUUCCAGUUCAUGAAUAAAGAGGCACAUACAAAUCUUUCAGAGUGGCAACGUUCUCAAGAAAAUAUGAAUCCUAAGCAGAAUGUUCCUUCUGACUUCAGAAAGAACUAUGAAGCUUUGCAUUAUUCCAGUAAGACUGGAGAAAGACAGUGCAGUUAUGAUAAAGAUACCCUAUCUCAUAUCAGACAGAUCUUCACCAGUCCACAGCUGGACUUGAAUCCUCAGUUUAACCCAAAGAUCAGAGAAUACUAUGCAGAAGUGCCAUUUGACAUGGUGACAGUGAAGAUAGGAGCAGAACCCUCUAAUUGUCAAUGCCAUGUACACCUCGACGACAAGAAUGGGCCAAGCAAUGCUAACUACCCGCUUGGCCUUGGAUUGAACAAAGUCAUCAUUCUCUUAACGGAUGAUUCACAGCCCAGCCCUGAGGUUGUGAGCAGCUACAGAAUCACAAUUUAUCGAGAAGACCGCCCUAGCCUCCCUUUGUUUGAUGACUAUAUGAUGUGUGGGUUUGUGCAGGACUGUGCUUCCAAAAUUCGCCCAGAGGAGUCCUGUGGCUUGCAGCCUCUCUCUCAUGAAUACCUCUCAGCAAUUUCGCAGACAGUGUUUAAGACCUGUGAAGCUGGAGACACAAAAGGGCAAUGGAUUGUCCCUUGCCUCAGCUGUUCUGACAACAGGACCUGCGACUGGAGAGAAAUAACUUGGCAGCCCCACGGCUGCCAAUACUCUGUGCUGGCCAAGCCCGAGCUGCAGCGCUGCGUGGAGGGCAGAAGGAUUCUUUUUAUAGGUGACUCAACCAACAGAGGGAUGAUGUAUUAUCUAAUUGAAAGAGUGAAUAAGACUCUUCAGGAAUGGCAGAAGACUCAUGAUGUUAAAUGUUAUCACAAUAUCAAUGAGGGGAAAACAUUUAUCAGUUAUUCCUACUACCCCCAGUUCUGGAUGAAUGCAAACCAGAGACCGACUUUUGAAAAAGCACUAGAACAGCUGCUGCAGAGAUCACGUCCCUUGGAGAACACAGACCAGACUGUAUUAAUUGUAGGUGGUGUUCAGUGGCUUAAUUCCAAUCACCUGCAAAUUAUCCAAAAGGUGUUAAACAGGUAAUGUUAUGUUCUUGGUGUUAUUCAGAUUUUUAAUAUGAUAAAUUAUGGGAAACAACACCUGGUAAUUGUCAAAUCCAUAGGGAUGGGCUUUCACCUUCCAGUGGAUGGAAUCCAUUCUCUAUCACAGGCGGAAGUACAAAACUUGUGGAAUGAAAACUUGAUUAUUCUGGAUACAGCAAAAAAUUUGGGCUAUGAAGUGGUUGACACCUUUGUCAUCACCAUGGGACGUUACAAAGAAUUCCUGCAAGGGAAGUGUGGCUGCCAUUUUCAUGAGGUGGUGAAAUCCAAUCCCUCUGAAGAAAGGCCACACAUAACAAUGACGUUAUCAAGGCACUAUACGCUGGGGAAAUAUUUCGGCAGUCAAAGCAAACCAUCACAACUGCAGGACUAUGCAACAAAUUCUCAGUCCCCAUAUCAUGUCCGAGGUCCAAUAAAUCAAGUUUAUUCUGAAAUCCUUCUCAGCAGGCUCUGUGCAAAUAAGAGGCAGUUUGUCAGCACAUAGCCUCUCUUGGAUAUAGCACCGAGGCUAGGGAAGUGCCACUGCCUGAGUGACAAUUGAAGGACCACUGUGGAUUUAUGAUAUGCUUCCUUGAUUGACUGCAUGCACACAAAGAGACUUCAGGAUAUGUGGGUUUUUUUCCAAAAACCUGAUGAAAUUAAGAUAUGCCCUGGUGACUCUGUUGUGUGAAAAUGGAAGAUGGAGGGUUGCAAAGGAGAGAAGAGGGGAAGGUACUUGAACUAUUGCAUAAAACUAGAACAGCUGUAGCUCAAGCAAGCGUGUAUUAUUGAUAGUAAAAAGACAUAUAUUCUCUUCAACAUUUGCAAAAGAGCUGUUUUAGGUCUUCAGCACUAUCUAUUUUUCUAUUUAUAGACACUGUAAUAUUUGAAUGUAUUUAGAAACUGACUACAUUCCAUUUGAAAGAGUUUUAUUUUAUAUGGACGGGAUUCCCUUCCAUAUCAAACCUUUUCUGUUUCAACACUUGCUUUAUAGAAUCUGAAAAUGUCUAUUAGCAUUUUACUGAUGAUACUCAGUUUUGAACUCUAGUUUUUAGUGAGAUCACAUCUCUUCUUUGUAUCUUAGAUGGAACAGAUAUCUACUCUAUUUUUUUGCAUGUUCUGAAGCUAAUAGGGAGAUAGGUUACCUACACUUGAGACUGAUUGUAACUGUUUCAAUGUAACAUGUAAAUAUAGUGAAUUUGUUAACAUAAAUUUAUUUAUGGUCCUAGUUUAGGAGAGUGUCCGUAUGCAGGAAGAAUGUUUAGGUAAGUGCUUCACUGUCUACCUUCUCCCGUAAGCCAAUCAAGUAUUUAUUCUUCCUGCACAGAAGUGCCAUUUCUUUAAUUAUUUUUUACAAAACACUUGCCAAUGUGUGAAGCCAGUGCCACAAACAUUUAAAAAAAAAAGCACACACAAGAAUUUCAGGAUCUGGUAAUUUAUCUGUCAUAAGAAGUAUGUGAUAUGAUGGCAGCAGAAUCUACUGCGAGUAUCUCUUGCUUGGCACAGACAGGGACCUUCUCUGAAUGCCAGUUUCAGUUCAGACCUUCUGUCAGCUGCAGUUUCAUGCUGUAGGCCAGCUACAUCCCCAGUGUUUGUAGCCCUGUGGGUGACACCCCAGGGAGAAGCUGUGUGUUGGUCCCCUCCCACAGUGCUGGCAGCCCCCUCACUCACAGCUGAGGUGCCCGAUGUGAAACUGUGCACGGUCCAGGAUUAGCAGCUGGGUGACAGGUUAGUGGCAACCCAUAGGACUGUUGUCCCUACAGAUUAUCCAGUUAUGCAAUUUCAUUCAUCCAGUCACAUAGCAGGCAAUCAAGGCACCACUCUACCAGCAAGCAUUAGAGAAGGGUGUUCUAAGCAGGCAGGUGCAAGUCUAACCAAAGGUCUGCUGAGUUCUGUGUCAUGCUUCUCUGUCACAAUUUUACAUAUAAUCCUCCACUAGCUUUUGCUUUGGGAAAUGAAGCCACAAAAAAUGUCAGGUAAAAACGUUGUUUUAUUCCAACAAAUAAAAAAAACAAAGCAAAGAACUAAUUAUCAUCUUACUUGCCUUAGUAGCACACAGAGGGCUACCCUGUAUAGAAGUAGGGCUAGCAAUUCAGAACACAACAUUUAGUAUUUGUCUAAGGUCCUGUAUCUAUAAACAGUCUGUAUGCCCAGCUAUAGUUCUGUGAAUUUGUGCUUCUCCAGGUAAGAAAUGUAAAGUUUUAAUAGGAAAUUCUCUAGCAAUAUGGAGUUUGGCAUCCUAGAUGAUAGAGAGUAUCCUCCAAAACAGGAUCUGGCAUUCCUGAUUUAAGACACCUUUCACUAUAUUGAAAAACCUUCUAAUUUAGAUAACGACAAAAUUAGUGAGAUGGUAUGAUUAUAUCUGUUUCUUUAUAAUAUGCUGCUGAUUGCUUACAAAAAAUAUCCCCAAAUUUCAAUGUAAGGUUUUCACUGGCAUGGAGAUCUACAUGAAAGAUGGGUCAGGAGCUGUGUGUAAAUACUGAAAAUAUCAGCAUUUGGUUUUGAGCAAUAUGAUUAUCUAAAGAAUGUAAUUAUAUGCAAAUGAUGUAAUAUAUUCUCUUGGGUCUGGAAAUCCAGGGCUGCACAACCAUAAAGCUGAAGGAUAGAAUAUCAUCAUUGAUAUUAGUAGAUGCAAAAUACAGCCAGAUGCCUUUGGUAUUAAGAUGAUCGAUGAUAGCUGUAUUACAGUUCUGCUUCUGAUAAGAUUUUUUUUUUUGUAGCUCAUUUAAAUCCACAUGCUGUUACUGUUCUUGUUCUGUACAUAAACGUUUUUAAGGCAUUAACUGGGUUUUUGUGGGGUUUUUUUAGCCAAAACCUAUUGCUGAAGCAUCAACUUAGUUAUGAAAAGGAAAGAGCUGACUUUGUUAUACUGUAGUGGAUAUCAGUGAAUGUGCAAUUCAUCAGUUCUGGUUUCACCACAAAAUGGUUUACAUGUGCUGUACACCCAGGUGUCUUAAUGUUUUCCAAAUUUUAAUAUUUUUCAAAUGUAUUAAGUGUAUAUUUUCCUGUGUGUUUUCUAUUUUUUACAUGUCUAUGUACAUUAUUAUGUCUGUACAAAGUCAUCGGUACAAUUUGCAAAUUGAUCUUUAUUUAAACAAGUUUUUAGAAUAAGCUUUUUCCAACACUAUGUAUAAUCCACAUAGUCUUAGGAAUAAACAAAGGAUACUAAGCUACAUUUUUGUUAUUUAACUUUAAAAUAUAUCUAGUAUCUCUAUGAAUGUGAAAGAUGAGAUUUGAGAUUGACAUGCAAGGACUACUUUCUCAUAUGCAUUAAAAUUUAUGGAUUAAGACAAUAAAAGGAUUACUGUGUUUGAAUUCCAGUGAGAGCACAUGUUGCUAUCUACAGUUUACUCUAGAGUUAUUAUAUCUGCUGUGAUAUUUUGCCUGAAUAAACAUUAAAGUGUUCCUAUAGUCCAUA